AUGGGCGCGUUGGACGGUUUAGAAGUCAAACGCGGAACACACACCCCGAGGUACUGCAAAACCUGUGAACACUACAAGCCUCCGAGAGCGCACCACUGUAGAUCCUGCAAGACAUGCUGGGUGAACCACUGCCCUUGGGUUGGUAAUUGCGUCGGCUUCUUUAACCAAGGCCAUUUCAUUCGCUUUCUCCUUUGGGUAGACAUCGCCACUACUUUCCAUCUUCUGAUGAUGUUACGGCGCGUCAUGGCAGUUGCUCAUUAUUACAUCGAACCGAGCCUUUCGGAUGUCCUUUUCUUGGUCUUCAACUUUGCUGCCUGUAUACCCGUUUGGCUCUGUGUUGGCAUGUUUUCGAUCUACCACCUCUACCUCGCUUCCGGGAAUAGCACCACAAUAGAGGGCUGGGAGAAGGACAAGGUGGCAACUCUGAUCAGGCGCGGAAAGAUCAAGGAGGUCAAAUAUCCUUAUAAUAUCGGAAUGUACAAGAACCUAAAGUCUGUGCUUGGUCCCCAGCCUCUCCUCUGGCUCUGGCCUCAAAAGAUGCGAGGGGACGGGCUCUCGUUCCCUGUCAACCCUGAAGCAGGAGGUGAGUCUGCUUCCGAUGACUGGGCUGGAAUAGUGGCGCCCAACAGGGAUCUGGAUGGUCCCCGGGUGGGAGGCGGAACUUCUUCGAGUAUUGCUGGAGGAAGUGGGAGCGGAAGUAAUGUUGGCCUUGGUACGGGGGAAGAGCACCAUGACUGCCAGUAUUUCUGGCCUCCUCAGGAUCCUUCCCGUUACCCCAACCCUCCUCCUCGUCCUUCUACUGCAUCAUCGCCUUUCACAUAUGGGGAUGGCUUCAAUCCCAACCUUCGUCCCUCCAAUGCUUUGCGGUCACGCGCAGCCAGGGAUCAUGAGCACUCUCUAGAUCCCAACGGUCCCAAUCAUACCUUCGAAGAAGGAGAAGGAGAAGAAGCCUACUCGUCCGGCGAGGAUCGCGACAACGACUCUAUCCGCACCUCCUCUUCCCCCGAACCAUACCUAUCCGAUUAUGACGAGUACAACGAAGGUCCUCUGGCGCCAGGUGAGCGUAUGACGAGGGUGAGGAGGGGAAGUGAAGGGUGGGAAGUGAUGCCUGUGAGAGGUGGAUGGUAUGCAGGGGGAGGACCCGGUGCAGGUUAUGAAGAAGAACAUCAAGGAAGGUGGCAGGAACAGGAGCAAAGGGUGUGGGAUGAUCAAGCGGGGGAGGACGGGGAGAGUUGGGAGGGGGUGAGGGGAAGCCAGAGGCCAUGGGAGGACAGGGGACGGUAUAACAUUUACUACCCGGAAGAAUAG
This is a messenger RNA of Cryptococcus amylolentus CBS 6039, 1308 nucleotides long. RefSeq lists its product as hypothetical. The transcript is spliced from 6 exons. Bases 1 to 1308 code for a protein of 435 amino acids. NCBI's taxonomy places the organism in Eukaryota, Fungi, Basidiomycota, Tremellomycetes, Tremellales, Cryptococcaceae. The record is from RefSeq and is a predicted model, not a curated record. Gene Ontology annotation, molecular function: palmitoyltransferase activity.